GCGGAGGCGCCGGGGGGAAGGUGGCAGCCGGGCCCAGCUCCCUCCGGCGGACCCGCCAUGUGAGGAGACUCCGACGCCCUUCAGGUUACAGUUGACACCAGAAGACAUGGACAGCGGCAGUUUCAUCCAGUUUGAUGUUCCUGAAUACAGCAGCACCGUACUGAGCCAGCUGAAUGAGCUCCGCCUGCAGGGGAAGCUGUGUGAUAUCAUUGUGCAUAUCCAGGGCCAGCCAUUCAGAGCCCACAAAGCUGUUCUAGCUGCCAGUUCUCCCUAUUUUCGUGACCAUUCAGCGUUAAGUACCAUGAGCGGCCUGUCAAUAUCAGUCAUUAAAAAUCCCAGCGUCUUUGAACAGUUGCUUUCUUUUUGUUACACUGGAAGGAUGUCCUUGCAGCUAAAGGACGUUGUUAGUUUUUUAACCGCGGCUAGUUUUCUACAGAUGCAAUGUGUCAUCGAUAAGUGCACACAAAUACUCGAAAGCAUCCAUUCAAAGAUCAGCGUCGGUGAAGUCGACUCUGUCACCAUCGGUGCCGAAGAUGCUGCUGAAAACCACAAUGGGGUUAAAGACAGCAGCUACUUUGCCAAUCCAGUCGAAAUCUCUCCUCCCUAUUGCUCUCAGGUGCGGCAGUCGACGUCAGGCAGCGAUCUAAGAAUGGAGACGACUCCAACCAAGGUUCUGCGUAACCGUCUGCAAGAAGAAGGCCAAUCAGAUCGCGGAAGCAGCGGAAGCGUUUCAGAAUAUGAAGUUCAGAUUGAAGGAGAUAACGAUCAGGGGGACUUGGUAGUAAGAGAGAGCCAGGCUGCCGAGGUGAAAGUGAAAAUGGAAAAAUCUGAUCGGCCAAGUUGCUCAGAUAGCUCCUCGCUUGGCGAUGAUGGGUACCAUACUGAAAUGGUUGAUGGGGAGCAAGUAGUGGCCGUCAACGUUGGCUCCUACGGCUCUGUACUGCAGAAUGCUUAUUCGUAUUCCCAUGGUGCAUCCCAGCCCGCUGGUGUGUUUGAGGGCUUCGGCAGCCUCAGAAACUCAAGCUCAUCAAGGUCCAUGCUAGGCUCUUUCCGCGGUCGUGGGCGUCAGAAACGGGUAUCUACUAGUCACUUGCAUAGUGAUGUUCCGGGCCUGAUACAGGGAGCCGACGGUGAAUCUGCAGGAAGUCACCUUGGUUACGAAAGUAGUCCACGGGAAAGGAAUUCGAGAGGUCACUUGUGUGCGUACAGUGAAAGGUUAAUCUGUAUAUACUGUGGAAAGUCUUUCAAUCAGAAAGGGAGUCUUGACCGACACAUGAGGUUACACAUGGGAAUAACCCCCUUUGUGUGCAAGUAUUGUGGGAAGAAGUACACACGCAAGGACCAACUCGAAUACCAUAUUCGCGGCCACACAGAUGACAAGCCUUUCCGCUGUGAGGUCUGUGGGAAAUGCUUUCCUUUUCAAGGAACUCUAAACCAGCACCUGCGAAAGAACCAUCCUGGCGUAGCUGAAGUAAGAAGCAGAAUCGAAUCUCCAGAAAGAACAGAAGCUUAUAUGGAGCAGAGAGACGAUGAUGCAUCAGCCUCCGAAACUUUGGAUUACAGCAUGGACAUCCACACGUCUGAUUAAAAGACUGUGUCCCCCUCAGUGCAACCCAAACAAAGCACAUUGAUCAAUGCAUUUCCUUUUUGUUGCUUUGGUAGCUUUC
Messenger RNA from Euleptes europaea (tarantolino), 1667 nucleotides. RefSeq names its product zinc finger and BTB domain containing 34 (gene ZBTB34). The coding region runs from base 107 to 1588 and encodes 493 amino acids. Gene Ontology annotation, biological process: regulation of transcription by RNA polymerase II. The transcript is spliced from 2 exons. The record is from RefSeq and is a predicted model, not a curated record. Gene Ontology annotation, molecular function: RNA polymerase II cis-regulatory region sequence-specific DNA binding; DNA-binding transcription factor activity, RNA polymerase II-specific; protein binding. NCBI's taxonomy places the organism in Eukaryota, Metazoa, Chordata, Lepidosauria, Squamata, Sphaerodactylidae.